CACUCUUAAAGCAAUCUUUACCAACUUUUGACUCAACUUUCUACGCGUUAGUUUUCAACAGUUGCUCCUGCUCAGUAUAGAUAAACAAUAGUAGUUUAAGGAAUAUAAAUUGGCCGAUAUCAGUAUGAAGUUUUCAAGUCGUCUAUGAAGGAAAAAAUGAGAGCUGUUACAGUAUUUCUUAUAGGGUUUGUUACUAUUAUUGCUACUGGGAUUACUUUUUGUGUGGGAAAUUCCAGGGUGCUUUGCAUUGAGAGUGAGAGACAAGCCCUGUUAAAGUUCAAGCAAGAUAUCAUUGAUCGUUCAAACAGGCUAUCUUCUUGGGGUGAUGGUGGGGAUUGCUGUAACUGGGUUGGAGUUUCCUGCAACAACUUCACAGGUCAUGUCUACAAGUUGGACUUGAGGCCUCCUUCAAGUCCAGAUUAUGCAUCAUCAGAUGCUGAAAUUGGAGUUUAUUGGCGCUCAAUGCUAAGGGGAAAAAUAAAUCCUUCUUUGCUCUUAUUGAAGCAACUGAGUCACCUAGACCUUAGUUAUAACAACUUCGGUGGCAUCCAGAUUCCACGAUUCCUUGGUUCAAUGGAGAGUUUAACAUAUCUUGACCUCUCUGGAGCAAAAUUUGGAGGAACCCUUCCACAUCAACUUGGAAAUCUCUCAAAGCUGGAGCAUCUUAACCUUGGAGAUAAUAGUAUUAACCGGUUGGUUGAAGCUAGAAAUCUUCAAUGGCUUUCUGGUCUCUCUUCCUUGAAGUAUCUUGAUUUGAGUGGAGCGGACCUCAGCAAAGCAACUGAUUGGCUGCAGGUAACCAACAAACUACCUUCGUUGAUAGAGUUACGUUUGUCAACUUGCUUUCUUGAUAAUGAUCCUUCACCAAUCAAUGUUAACUAUACAUCUCUUUCCAUUCUUGAUCUUUCAAACAACUACAUAUCCCCUUCGGUACCCAUGUGGAUUUUCAGUCUUCAUAAACUUGUUUCCCUAGAUCUGAGUGGAAAUGUCUUUGAAGGUCUUAUUCCCAAUAGUUUUCAAAACAUGUCAUCUCUCAGAUUUCUUGAUCUUUCCGGAAACUCAUUCAAAUCAUCAAUACCUGGUUGGUUGUAUAGUUUGAACCAUCUUGAAUUUCUCAGUCUUAGAGGUAACUUCCUACAAGGCAGAAUCUCGAGUGCCAUUGGAAACUUGAGUUCCAUUGUUAGCCUUGAUUUGUCAGGAAAUCAGCUUGAAGGAGCAGUACCAACCUCUUUGGAAAAUCUUUUCAAUUUGAGGCAACUUGAUUUGUCAAAUAACAAAAUUGAUCAGGAGAUAUCAGAAAUUCUACAGAGCUUGUCUAGAUGCUGCUCAGAUGACUUGAAGUCAUUAAAUAUGGCAACUAACAAUCUCUCAGGCCAUUUAACUGAUCAACUAGGACUAUUCAAAAGUCUAUCUUACCUGUCUCUUUAUCAAAAUUCCAUUUCUGGUCUCAUUCCAAUCUCCAUAGGAAACCUGUCAUCUUUAAAAUAUUUUGAUGUGUCAGAAAAUCAAUUGGAUGGUAAUCUUCCUCAAAGUCUUGAACAACCCAUGAACCUGGAGUAUAUGAACAUUGCUUAUAAUCAGUUGGAAGGUACUGUAUCAGAAUUGCUCUUUUCUAGUCUCACGAGAUUGAGAGUUUUAAGGGCAUCUCAAAACAAGUUGAAAUUUGAAGCAAACUCAAACUGGAUUCCUCCUUUUCAAUGUCGAACCAUUGAAAUGGGUUACUGGCUUCUUGGCCCAAAAUUUCCAACAUGGCUUCAAUUUCAGAAGGACUUGUCUACAUUAGACAUAUCCAGUGCCGGAAUUUCAGAUGUUGUUCCCUCUUGGUUUUGGAACUUUACUUCUAAAAUGGUGUCUCUGAAUAUUUCUCAUAAUGGACUUGAAGGGGAGAUCCUAUUUUUGCCAGUGCAUAAAUUGGUUGAUUUGAGAUCCAACCGGUUCACAGGUCCAUUGCCAGGAGUGCUCCCUGAUGUGGCGACAUUGUUUUUCACUAACAAUUCGUUUUCGGGGUCUCUUUCACAUUUUUUAUGUGACUACAAAUUAGGUAAACCAAAAUUAUUUCUUCUUCAACUUGAAACAAAUCUUCUGUCAGGAGAAAUUCCAGAUUGUUGGUUGAAGUGGCGGGGCAUCCGGGUUCUAAAUAUGGGAAACAAUAAUCUGACUGGGAAGAUUCCGGACUCUUUGGGAUCCUUGGGUUUUAUGUUUCUAAAUCUUAGAAACAAUAAGCUGUCCGGGGAGCUACCAUUGACCUUGCAAAAUAAUAGAGACUUGUUUAUGCUUGAUGUUGGUGAAAACCAAUUCGGCGGAAGCAUCCCAAAAUGGAUUGGUGAAAGUCUCCCAAAUCUUGUGAUUCUAAGUUUGCGUUCAAACUCUUUUGAUGGCCAUAUCCCUGAGGAACUUUGUCAGCUCAGUUCCCUUCAAAUCUUAGACCUUGGGGAUAACAAAAUCUCAGGUGCCAUACCAAAAUGCUUUAAGAAUCUAACUGCCAUGGUCACAAAACCAUAUGAUACUGAUGCUGUCAUUGAUUAUUUCGUGGAUGGGGAAUUCAUAAGGAGUGAAUUAUUGGUGAUGAAAGGAAGAGUGGACGAAUACACCACCACACUAUCACUUGUUACCACCAUGGAUCUGUCAUACAACAAUUUCAUUGGAGACAUCCCCAAAGAGCUAGCCAGUCUUGAAGGGUUGCAAUCGUUAAACUUAUCAGGAAAUUCCUUGAAAGGAAAGAUCCCUGAGCACAUUGGCAACAUGAGGCUAUUAGAAUCUCUUGAUUUCUCCAGGAACCAUUUACAUGGUUCAAUCCCUGUCAGCUUCUCCAACUUAAAUUUCUUGAGUCAUUUGAACUUAUCUUACAACAAUUUGACAGGAAGAAUACCAUCAAGCACACAACUCCAAAGUUUUGACAAGUUCUCUUACAUUGGCAAUCACCUAUGUGGCCCCCCCGUCACUGAAGACUGCAGCACAAAAGUUGUAACACCUCCUAAUGCUACAAUUGAAGGCAGUCAUGAUGAAGAAAGUGAGGGGUGGUUUGAAAAGUAUGGGAUUUAUGUAAGUGUGGUGAUUGGAUUUGUGGUGGGGUUUUGGGGGGUGGUAGCUCCUUUGUAUUUGAUCAAAUCUUGGGGAUUGGCUUACUACGAAAAGGUGGAAAGCAUUCGUCGCAAUUUUUCUGCGUUUAGAGAUAGAAUUUGAGAAAUACACGGGGAGUACGACUUUUAGGCCCCAUCAUCCAUUCGAAUCCCAUGACCUUUUGAAGGAAGUGCUCUAAGACUCCUGUGAGUCAAUACGUAGAAUGGGAGCCCAACAACUAGUUUUGGGCUUCUUUGUUGUAACAAAGUAAUGUGUUUUUACGAGGCUGGAGCGGAAUCUGCUUCAUCCUUUUAUCUUUUACUCAGUUUUCUUUUUCGUUCUUUGCACUUUUGUUCACUAAUAAUAAUCAUCAAGUUCUAUUGUUCAAUUAAAGAGUUUUAUAUGAUUCCUUAUAGUAUUCAAUUCGACAGAGGUAUUUAAUGCUAUAAUUGAUCGUC
This is a messenger RNA of Durio zibethinus, 3518 nucleotides long. Its product is annotated as receptor-like protein EIX2. Lineage: Eukaryota; Viridiplantae; Streptophyta; Magnoliopsida; Malvales; Malvaceae. Gene Ontology annotation, molecular function: protein binding. The record is from RefSeq and is a predicted model, not a curated record.